UGGGGGACUGAGUUUGAAGGGGAAACAUGGCUGCUUCUUCGGCAUCUCUUGCUGGUGCUUCUGCUUCGGAUUUUCUGAGGAGUUCAACCAGCAGUUUCAAUGGUGUUCCUUUGAGAACCUUGGGGAAGGGAAAGUUGGUUUUGAAGAGGAGGAUUUUACAGUUGCUGCUAAGCUGAGGAAGGUGAAGAAGCAUGAAUAUCUUUGGCCUGCUAACCCUGAUCCCAAUGUGAAAGGUGAGGUGCUGAGCCACCUUUCCCAGUUCAAGCCACUCAAGGAGAAGCCAAAGCCUGUCACUUUGGAUUUUGAAAAGCCUCUUGUUGAUCUGCAAAAGAAGAUCAUUGAUGUUGUGCUGAAUGCUAAUGGGCUAAUAGGAAUGGUAUUUAUGGAUGGAAACAGGUGCGGAAGAUGGCGAACGAAACUGGACAGGACUUCAGUGAUCAGAUUCUCUUAUUGGAAACUAAGUACCAGCAGUCCAGAGGCAUGUGCAGCAAUCUUGUCGAAGACCGCUAAAGCUUCUCCAAAGCCACUGAAUUGUGCAAAUUACAACUUGCAGAUGGUGUUACAAAUAUUGUCAAAAAUUGUACAGACUACACUACAGAUUCCAUUAGUAAAGGCAUCAUGCUGGUUAAUCAAAUCUGUCAGAUUUGCAUAUAGCACAAAGAAAACAACACACUAUGAUAGUGACCUUCUCUUCAUACUUAAAAUCAAUGAAAUACCAAUCCAUAAAUUAUGUCAUUCGUCCUAUAUUGAUAAAAAUCUCAAACAUUAAUUUAUCUUUGUCAGAAACGAAU
This is a messenger RNA of Glycine soja, 791 nucleotides long. RefSeq lists its product as uncharacterized. NCBI's taxonomy places the organism in Eukaryota, Viridiplantae, Streptophyta, Magnoliopsida, Fabales, Fabaceae. The coding region runs from base 374 to 769 and encodes 131 amino acids. The record is from RefSeq and is a predicted model, not a curated record. The transcript is spliced from 4 exons.